AUGGUGGCGCGCGACGUCCUGUGCAAGGACGCGGGAUGGUGGUGGCGGUCGCAGGCAAUUCGUGAUGGUGGUGACGGGGCUGAGGGGUCCGGAAGGAAGGCCAAAUCAUCUCGUGAGUGCAAGAGGAAAGACAGACCGUCGGAGAUUGCGGUGACUGCGGUGAUUGCGGGGCGAGCGGCAGGGGAUCGCGGUUUCAGGGGAAGUUGCGGUGGCUGCAGGAAAGUCGCGGUCGUAGGGGGCGAGCGGUGGGAUUUUGUUAAAUUUCUGAGAUGGCAGAAUGUCGGAUACAAGACUGGAAGCACACUUCAGCUCCAGAAUCAGUUUCUAGACAUGAAGCAUCAAUACCAAGAACAAGGCAAAGCUCAGCGGGAGCUCUCACCUCGAACAAAAAACCAAGCGAAAAAUCUUUGGACCAAGCCUCCAAGACGUGAUGCUUGUCCUGUUGAAUUAAAAUUUUGGGGCACCGAUGCUCGGCAUGAUCUCCUUUCUUGGGCUGAAUCAGAGUUCUUGCGUUGGUGGAUUCCCAAAUAUUGCCCUCUUCUCCCUUCUUCGAAGGCAACUAUUGCAGCUGCAUUUAGUCCAGAUGGGAGAGUACUUGCAUCCACACAUGGUGACCAUACUGUCAAAAUAAUUGAUUGCCAAACUGGGAAAUGCUUGAAUGUACUGUUUGGACAUCAGCGCACUCCAUGGGUGGUUAGAUUCCAUCCUCAGCGUUCUGAUAUUCUUGCUAGUGGAAGUUUGGAUUGUGAAGUUCGUCUCUGGGAUGCUAAAACAUCUCGCUGCACUGCAGUACUGCCCUUCUAUAGGCCAAUUGCAUCAAUUGCAUUUCAUGCAACAGGGGAACUUCUGGCAGUUGCAUCAGGUCACAAAUUGUUUAUAUGGGACUGUAAUAACCGAUUUGAAACUUUGGAACCUCCAAUCAUACUAAAAACCCGCCGUUCACUGAGAGCUGUGCAGUUUCACCCCCAUGGUGCGCCAUAUCUACUUACAGCAGAGGUUCACAGCCUUGAUUCUGAAGAUUCAACGAUGACCCCUGCACUUCUGAGCAAUUAUUCCUUCAGAGACACACCUCUCCUUGGUGGUUCUGGGGUAGAUAACUUGAUUAGUGAACUAUCGUACAUGCAUAAUUUUGAGCAGGUUGAUGCUUCAUCAUCAGUUCCAGUCACUACUGGCAGUUUCGAUGGGUCAAGGCUACAUGAUACCGCAGGCCAUCAUCUGAUGACCUCUGUACCUGGUAUUGGGAGUUCUCUUCUGGGUACUCAUACUGCUGAAGCUGAAGCUCCUGCUAUCUCAUUAAGUGUUGGGGCAGAACAAACUACGUCUCUGCUUGGUGGUGGCACCGAAUUACCUUGUACGGUGAAGCUAAGAAUAUGGCGUCACAACAUGAAGAAUCCAUUUAGCGCAUUAGGGCCUGAGGCAUGCCUCUUGACAAUUCCUCAUGCUGUACUUUGCAGCGAAAUGGGUACCCAUUUUUCCCCCUGUGGGCGAUUUUUGGUUGCUUGUGUUGCAUGUGUGCUGCCACACAGAGAUGGUGACCAUGGAAGUCAAUUGCAUGAACAUUAUGAUUCUGCUGGGGCUGGAACAUCACCAACUCGCCACACCCUUCCAUCUCGCCAAAUUAUAUAUGAGCUUCGGGUUUAUUCUCUUGAAGACGCAACAUUUGGAACAGUUCUUGCAUCUAGAGCAAUAAAGGCUGCUCACUGUUUAACUUCCAUCCAGUUUUCACCCACAUCAGAAUACAUACUAUUGGCAUAUGGCCGGCAACAUAGUUCACUGUUGAGGACCAUUUUCAUCGGUGGGGAGACCAGAGUUCCGAUGUACAGAGUCUUGGAGGUCUUGUUUAUGGGACUAAGCAAGGGAAGGUUAGGUUUCUUCAGCACCAUGGUGCAGUAUCCACUCGCUGGGGAGAAUGCUCUUGAGGUGGUUGAUUGUUAUUACAGGAACUUAUGCUCAACUGAGACCAUACUUUCAUCUGUCUCCAAGACUGAGAGGGCCUAA
Molecule: messenger RNA, 1998 nt
Organism: Miscanthus lutarioriparius
Lineage: Eukaryota; Viridiplantae; Streptophyta; Magnoliopsida; Poales; Poaceae
Source: the annotation of a GenBank genome assembly